GAUCAAGACCAAGAUCAAGAUCCAGAAUUCACGAGAGUGGAUAAUAGAAGUUAGUUAAUCUUGUGAAACAUUUCUUGACGUAGUGUUCAAUGGCGGGAAGUCGACUAGAGAAAAUUGGAACAAUAUUCACAAGGCCACCAAGCAAGUCUAACUCACCGGCCCCCUAAGUCUACUCACUGGAGAAUACACUACUCUCACCUCUGGGCCUUCACCACCUACAACUUCGCUCCAGCUUGCCCGCUCCCGGCUCCUCAGAGCUGUCAUGUCACACCUAUAAAGGCAACAGGGCUACUGAAAUCUGGUGCAAUGAAGCCACAAGACAAACCAUUAUGGUAUGAUAUUUAUGAAGCUUUUCCUCCAAGAUACGAGCCUCACUAUGAUAGAUCACCCGUCAUAAAGGAAAUAAAACAAAUCUUUUAUCCAGAAGAUGUCAUCAGAGGGAAAUUCUACAGAAAGUAUGGCUCUCCAGGAAUCAUCAGUCUUUCUGAUACAAGUCCUCGAUCCUCAUUGUGUCAGUUAUUUGUGGCUGAGUACAAGCACCUGCAAGCAGACAGCAGCCUCACAGAAGAUAGACUUAUGGAAGAAGCUGCAUUGGCUCUUGAGGCUAGGGGUUUUUACUUGGGUCAUUCGCGUCAUCCUCCAAAGGUUAAUCAUCCAGAGAUAACUACAUUGGAACCAGAGGAGGGAGGUUCAAGCCUUGCUGGCCAGGGUAAAAUCAGCCAAGUAAGACUUGCUGAUGUCUUCAAGGAAAGCCAAGGAGGAGAAAAGUUAUGAAAAUGCAGUUUUUAAGUUGUGAAUUAAUGUAAAUAAGUAGUGUAAUGAUUUUAGAUGUUUAUCCAUUAAAGCGUUAUCAUUCAUCCCAGCAAGCUUUCUUUACCAAGACAGGUAUAUUUCUGACAAUCUCAACUUUGCUGCAAAAGAAAUGGAUGGCUUUGUGAAAAUGUGCUUGACUUGCAGUUGCCAUGUAUAGGGAAACUGACACUCUGACACUCUUUGUUAUCUUAAGGACAUUAUUAUGUUAACUAAUUUAGCCAAAAUGUAUUCACUGCAAAAUUACACUAUAUAACAAAAUUUCA
This is a messenger RNA of Scylla paramamosain (green mud crab), 1076 nucleotides long. It is a transcript of the gene mRpS23, whose product is annotated as small ribosomal subunit protein mS23-like. Gene Ontology annotation, cellular component: mitochondrion; ribosome. The transcript has 5 exons. Gene Ontology annotation, molecular function: structural constituent of ribosome. Gene Ontology annotation, biological process: translation. The coding region runs from base 307 to 774 and encodes 155 amino acids. NCBI's taxonomy places the organism in Eukaryota, Metazoa, Arthropoda, Malacostraca, Decapoda, Portunidae. The record is from RefSeq and is a predicted model, not a curated record.